CGACGCACCACUGUCACCUGGACGUGAAAUGAACACCUGUUGCCUGCGGGUUCUCUCCUCCUCCUCCUCCUCCUUCUUCUUCUUCUUCUUCUAGAGAGGAACCCUCUCGUGUGUCAGGCGGGGGGAAGGGGAACAAGGCCCCGCUGCUGCAGCCGUUGCUGUAGUUUUCGCCAAACGUGGUGACCUGGUCCAAACUUUACGCACGGGAUGGAUGAAGGGAGGACCGUGCGCAGGACGGGUCCGUAACAAAAAAAAAAAAAGGGGGCAAUUCACAGAAACUGCGCUACAGACGGAACAUGCCGCAGGUUGCCUGAGUGAACGAUAUGGAGCCGGCCAGAUCCUAUUUGCAGACUCUUACUGUGGCGGCGGCGGCUUUUUGCCUCUUUUCGGCGAGCGCCGGAGGCGCGAGGCCGGAGGCGCGAGGGAAGGUCGGCGGCGAGGUGGAGCUGGGCUGCAGUUUCCCUCCGUCGUUCCCGAGCGCCGUGUCCCCGGCGUCACUGCAUGUGGUGGAGUGGGUUCGACAGGGACUCGACGUCCCCGUCCUGAUCAAAUUUGGCUCCUACGUGCCCCGGGUCCAUCCGCAAUACGAGGGGCGGGUGUCUCUGGUACGGGUCACUGCCAUGAGGCUGGAGGGCCUGCGACUGGAGGAUCAGGGCCUGUACGAGUGUCGAAUCCUCUUACUGGAUAAACCCGCAGAUGAGCUGCACAACGGCACCUGGACCCUGCUCUCUGUGACUGCUCCGCCCGCCUUUACUGAAGCCCCGCCCCCAGAGGUGGAGGCUCUGGUCGGGGGCCGCCUCUCUCUUCCCUGUGUUGCCACGGGCAACCCCGCUCCCACCAUCACCUGGCUGAAAGACGGCAGCGUGAUUCAAAGAACAGACGAUCGGGAGGGAGCCUUAUCUCUGCGAGCGGUGAGCAUGCAGUCGGCGGGACGGUACACCUGCCACGCCUCCAACUCGGAGGGGAACAUGACUCGCGUGACGAAAGUGAAGAUCAAAGGUCCGCCCGUCAUCGUCAUCCCCCCCCAAAGCACCUCGCUCAACAUGUCCCAGAAUGCACUGCUCCGGUGCCAGGCGGUGGCCGACCCCCCCAACAUGACCUACGUGUGGCAGAGAGGCGGAGAGAACGUCCAUCACAUAGAGUCUCUGAAGACGCGAGUGAAGAUCAUGGUCGACGGAACUCUGCUCAUCUCCAGCCUCGUCCCCGAGGACUCCGGGAACUACACCUGCGCGCCCACCAACGGCCUGCUGACCCCGCCCACGGCCUCCGCCAACCUCACAGUGAUGCACCCUGCCCGGGCCCUUCCAAUGCCCCGGGAGACCUACCUGCCCACGGGGAUGCGGGGCGUGGUCACCUGCCCGGCGGCCGCUCAGCCUCCGCUGCUCCGCGUGGAUUGGACAAAGGACGGCGAACCGCUGGACCUGCUCUUGUAUCCCGGAUGGACCUUGACGCCGGAGGGCUCGUUGUUCAUGGCCACGGUCAACGACGACGCGGCGGGCGCGUACACCUGCACGCCGCACAACAGCUACGGCAGCGCGGGGGCGUCCGGGCCGACCGCUGUCAUUCUGCAGGACCCCCCAUCCUUCAGCGUCCCUCCGGAGGAGCAGUACAGGCAGGAGGCUGGCAGGACCCUGCUAAUCCCCUGUGAAGGAAACGAGGACCCAACAACUAAAGUGACCUGGAGCAAGGUCGACCUGGCUCGUCGCAUCUCCUACUCCGUCGAACCCAACGGCUCUCUCCUGCUGCAGCCGCUCACCAAGGACCACCAGGGGGCGUGGGAGUGCAGCGCCGCCAACCGCGUAGCCUCGGUGAAGGCCAGCACACUAGUCUUUGUCCUGGGCACCAGUCCCCAUCCGGCUGCCUCCCUGUCCGUGUCUCCGGGGGUGAGGCAGGCCAACGUGUCCUGGGAGGCCGGCUUUGAUGGAGGAUCGGCGCAGACGUUCUCAGUGUGGGUGAAGAAGAUUUCUGCGAGCGAUAACGAGGAAGGGAAGCAGGCGUGGUUCUCCGUGCCCGUGCCCUCGUCCUCCGGCGCCCGGCUGCAGGUGACGGGCCUGUCCGCCGCCACCGACUACCAGUUCAGCGUCCUGUCCCACAACAGAAUGGGCACGGGACCCUUCAGCGAGUUCGCCACCGCGCGGACCUUGGAUCCUCCGCUGGGGCGCAGUAAACCGAGGCCCCCCGCGUCGCUGUCGGCCAAUCAGGGCCCAGCAGGCGUCCUCCUGCGGUGGUCCCUCCCCGACGCGCAGCGCCCCGCCAUCGACGGCUUUGUCCUCCAGUCGCGCACCCGGCCAGGCGAGUGGUUCAAUUUGGUCGAGGACGUCGGCGCCAACAGCAGCGAGAUAGUCGUCCCGGGUCUGCACAAGGAUUGUGUGUACGAGCUGCGGCUGCUAUCUCGUCGCGGGGAGUUGCUGAGCGAGCCCAGUCCAUCAGUCAAUGUCUCAACCACGGGGAUGGAGAUCUACCCCGGCACAUCCCCACUGCUGGAGUUCGUCCCGGAGCCAUUACUGACCGGCGUGCUGGGCGGGGUCGGCUUCAUGUGCCUGGCACUGGUCCUGCUGCUGGGGGCCGCCUGUGUCGUCAGCCACAAGAGGAACCACAGAAAGAGGAGGAAGAAGAAGACGGCGGCGGACGAGCCCCCUCCAGCCAUCUAUAAAUACUCCCCAUCAAUAAAGACCUCAGGCACCGGUAGUCCAGACAGUGUGUUGAAGAAAAGCCUCCUUCCUGCCAGCAACCUCUAUCCCACCACUUCCUCGACGACCACCACCUCCUCCUCGUCCUCCUCCUUCUCGCAGACGGGCCGCUUCUCCCCCAGCGACGAGAGCCGUCAUCGGCAGACACACCUCCCGUCGGACUCCGCCAGGGGCCGUCUCACCAGGACAACUUCGUCUCCAAUUUCUCCUCCGAUUGAGUUGAUCUCUCGGGGUGCGGAUGGGCGCUUCGCACUUCCACCGUACGACGCCGACACGCUGAGCGUUCACAGCGGGAAAAGUGCAAGGUACCUCCAGGCCGGCAGAGUCCGAAGGUCCGUGUCACUGCACGCCGGCGGGGAAGACAGGAAGGAGCGACCUUUCGUGCUUUCCGUUGAUCUCCCGCCUCGCGAACCAGCGGACGCCACUUCCCCGAGCCGAGUCUUGCACCUGCCGCAUCCCAAUGCGUAUGUCUUGGACCCGCAGGCAAGCUGCGAUGGUUUCCCCGACCUUCGCAGCUUGAACUCAUACAGCAGUUUGGCCACCAUCCCUCAUCGGGAAAGAACUCCCGCGUUUCCGGUGCUGCCGCACAUCCGAUCCGGCCUGGCUCAGCGGGCCACGACGGCCAGCGCCCUGGUGCUGCAGAUGGAGCACGAGCGGGAGCGAGGGAACCUGAGUCGCUGCCUGACGCUGGCGCAGGAGAGGGAGGAGCUGGAGAGGGAGCUCCAGAAGUACAUGCUAGAGAGAGGCUCUGCGAGGGAAAUCAAGAGGGAGCAGGCCGACUCGGAGCUCAGGGAAGAUGGCGAUGAUGUGUUUGUCUGGGAGUAUAAGAGCACGACGUUGCCACACAGACACCCCCAGGGCAACAAGACGAGCCUUGCUCUGUCCUCGAGCCCUUCAUCUUCAUCCUCCGUCCAUUGGGACGCCCGUCCGCUCGUCUCCCCUCGCCUCGGCGCGUCUUGUUUUAAGUCUGGUUACCAGCACUUUGCUCCGUCGCUCACCAAACAGGCCCCCCUGCGGUCUGAGGGGGCUGGCGGUUUUUCCAAAGACAGAUUAACUCUGCCACAUCUCCCCGCAAAGCACCAGAGACAUGAAAGAGUGGAGGCGGCGCCGGAGGGAUAUAAUAAUUCGCCACAAUCCACAGUCUUAGAAAUGCAAAGGAGUGAUUCACGCUGCGAGGCACGCAGACAGAGCAGCCUCAGCCAUGGCAGCCUUUCGACGCCGUCGCUCCAUUGCCAUGAAUACACCGAAAGCUCCAAUUCGGCUCUCGGUGCAGCUUCACACUCCGCAAACGCGGAGGCAUCGUCCCGCGGGCCCGCUGACGAAGGCGCGUGCGCCGAGAUGAGCGUGGAUGAGCCAGAGUUGGAGGUGCGUGUGACGCGCCCUCCGAGGCCGAUGCUGCACCAGAGAAUCGCCUCCCACGUGCAACAGGGGCGCCCGCUGACCCCCAGGGGCCACUUCGAGGACACGGGGCGGAGCGCGGGCUUCAACUGCCGCACUCCCGCUUCUGUGGGCCGCGUGGUCCGCGUCCCGGCCCCUCCACAAGCUCCAGGACCAGAACCCCGGAGAGCCGCGGCCAAAGGCUCUCAACUGUGGGACUCGAAGCAGCGAAGUCGGAGCCUCGACUCGAGGAGACGGAAUGAGAGCGGUUUCCCGCCCCCUGAUGACUGGAUAGAGUCACUGAGCCAAGAGAACUGUUCCGCUGCGUCUUCCCGUCACGCGGACACUCUGUUCUGGGAACCCCAGAGCUCUCCUACCACGAAGAUCUCCAAGUCUCCCGCUCGUUCUCCUUCUGCUGCCCAAGCUGCCUCCCCUUCACCCCCCGCUGUGGACACUUCGUCCGCAACUCGCGGCCCAGAGAGGCCCGUUCCAAAUCCUGCCGUGCCCUGCCAGCACGAGCCCAGAGGAGAGAUCCUUCCGUACGCUGCCAAGUGGCCAAUCUCCUACCGCCAGGAGGCCACGAAAGACGCAGAAGGCUACUCGGAGGCCGCGAAGGAGGCCUCCAGGUGUGCACCCCCCGACGACGGUCACCACGGGGUCCUGGACGUGGAGGCCGCGGAGGGCGAGCUGGAGUCGGGGAGCAGCUACAACAGCUACGCCAGCAGCGGCCGAGGCAGCAUGGAGCCCGCUAAUGGACGCCUGUCGAUGUGCCACCUCUCCCCGACCCUCGCCAGCUCACCUGAGAGCGUAGAGGGGAGCCAGGGGGGUGCGGACGACAAGCAGAGUCACCGAAUGGACCCAAGCCAAAGGAGAAAGGCCUCCGUUGAUGAGAAUUACGAGUGGGAUGCGGACGAUGACUACCCGCAGGCUGGAGACCGCGAUGGCCUGCUUCUUCCAUUGGACCCGCUGAAGCCUCCUCCUCCUCCUCAUCCUCCUCUUCCUCGGUGCCGUGGCCUUCCCAGCGUGCCCCGCUCCGCCGAGGAACGCACUCGGCUCUCGUGGCACCCAGGGCAUCGGAGCAGCUUCUCCGCCGAGCCAGAACCAGACACGGUGCUGUUCUGACAGCGGCGGCCCUCGGCUCCGUCUCGCCGGUGUGUCCCUCCCCCCGCCGGCCGCCUCGCGGCAAAGACCGCAUGUGGCAGAAAGCGAGCUUUUGUCUGAUCGACUGAAUUAUCGCCUUCGAACCGAAGGGGGAGAGAAAAAGAGAAAUGUUUUGUUCAGCUUCACUGGGAAUGGCGCUUUUUUCCCUUUUUUUUUUUUUCUUGAAACACGUACAGAUCUGGAUUAUCUUAAAAGGAGAAAAGGCCUUCUCACCAGGAGACAAUCAAACGCCAGCCGGCCCGUUCUCCGGAGCCGUCUGAUGUGCAUCCAUCAUCCGGGCGAUGGAUCAGUGGAAGCGCGAGGGACAACGCGACUCAGUCAUCGCCAUUAAUCACCUGUGGCUUCUAUUUUUGUGUGCAAAAGACGUGUUUAUCAAACGCCAAUGAAUGAGGAAGAUGGAACACAAUGUGUGAAAGAUGAUUCCGCAACACUGUCGUGCUUCAGCACCAACUGUAGUUUCCCCACUUUUUCUGCACAUUUCGUCCUUAAACGCAAUACUCUGAAAAUCCGAAACACCUUCCCGUUCCUUGUGCCGUGACGCGAGACCACCAAUUACGUCCGCUAAUUGAAGGGGGGGGUCAAUUUAAAUGCUCGCGUUCGCCCUUGCUUUAAUUCCACGGAUUACGAAGGGAAAUUAGUGUCUAUUUCGUAUUGUGACUUUCAUUUACCAAGGGUGAGUUCACCCAAUGAUGAGUGCAGCUCUCUCCCAGGCAGAGAUAGGUAGAUAUACUCUAUUGACCCCAAACUGGGAAAUUCUGGUGUUUAGAACACAAAAAAAAAAAUAUAUAAAAUAUAUAAGUAAUACAAAUGUAAAAAAAAUAAAUAUAUAUAUAUAUAUAUAUAUAUAUAUAUAUAUAAGAACCGCAAAAACGAUACAAGUAUAAGGACAAUAAAUAUAAAGGCUGUACAUAAUAUUAGUUUGUGCAAUCAGUUACCGGUGAUGUGCUUCAGGCGGUAACAGGAAAUACACAUGAUUUGAAUGCUGUCGGAUUUCGAGAGCUCGCUUGCGUCAGUAUUCAAACUCUGUUGGUGACGGAGUCGGUCUGGGUGGAGGGAGUUCGCGCGGCGCUCUCAGCUGGAUUCAUGUUAAAUCGGGGGGGUUAAAUCAUUUCGACGAAAGCCCCGACAUGUCCCAGUGUAGAUCAACAUCGUUCCCGUGAGUUCUGGGGGAAACUAAAGCUGCAGAGAAAGAAAAAAAAAACCCCAACCUGCUCCAACCUUUUUCUUUCACGAACACUGGAGGGAAAAGAAAGGAGCUUCUUGUUUUUUUUUCUUUUUUGCUCUGUGCUCUCGCUCAAGGCCUUCGCAUUAGUCAAGCAAAUAAUUAACUCAGGACUCCACAAUGUACCGGAGCAUUGUGGGGUAUCCGUCCUAUAAUUGAAAAUUCUGUCGCUGAGGCCACAUUCACCGCAGAUCAAUGUUCUUCCUCUUCUGUUGGAACAUUUGCUUUUUCCCGGCGCGCGCGUGCGCCACUGUAGCUCCAGUCCACGAAAAUGAUCAAACCGCCGCCGCCGCCGCUCUGGGGAUGUGUAGUCUACAGGAUACGGUCCUUUUGAAGGAAUUUCCAAACCCCCUCAUGUAAGAGAAUCCCCUUGGGGGGGGGGGCGGCGUCGACAAGGCUCUGGAGGAUUCAAUCGUGAAAUGUCCUCGCGCGAGGUGAAGAACACACAUUUGCGUGUGGACAAACAGGACCACAACACCGCGAAGGAAGAGAGCUGGUCACAAAGAGAC
Molecule: messenger RNA, 6959 nt
Organism: Scophthalmus maximus (turbot)
Lineage: Eukaryota; Metazoa; Chordata; Actinopteri; Pleuronectiformes; Scophthalmidae
Gene: igsf9a
Product: immunoglobulin superfamily, member 9a
Exons: 21
Coding region: 324-5189 (1621 amino acids)
Biological process (GO): cell-cell adhesion
Molecular function (GO): protein binding
Source: RefSeq, a predicted model, not a curated record